AUGAGAGCUUCAAGCAAACUACUAUUUUCAGUCUUGGGUUAUUUAAUAUCAACUCGAAUAAUCAUUUCUGCACCGAUAGAAGAAUUUUCCAUAUCAGAAAUUACUUUACAAAGAUCUUCCAACACAAUUUCAAAUUCUUAUAUAAUAGAAUUUGAUAAUUCUAAUGAUCAAGAAAAAGACCAAGAUUUUGUUGCUUCAUUUGCAAGAACAAUUCAAGGUGAAGGUAUAAAUCAUAAAAUCAGAGAAACUUUUAAUCCAAAGGUAUUUAAUGGAGCUUCCAUUAAACUUGAUGACGAGAAAGAUCUCAAUAAACUCAAAAAAUUAAAAGGUGUUAAACGUGUUUGGCCCGUGACAAAAAUUCAACGAUCCAAAUUCAAGGUGGUAGAGAAUAAAUCAAAUUCUUCAAUUUUACACAGCAGUAUUGGCGUCGUUGAAGCUCGCGAACAAUUUGGAAUUGAUGGAUCAGGAAUUAAAGCGAUGGAAAAAGCUUUUGAAGAUGGAAUGGAUAUUAUUAAUCUUUCACUUGUAUCAGGUGAUAAUGCUUGGUUUGGAGGUCCUGAAAGUCUCGUCGCUGAAAAAUUAACAGAGAAUGGGUUGUUCGUUGUAGCAGCUGCUGGAAGCUCCGGUGAUAAAGGAAUAUUUAAAUCUUCGUCACCAUCCACGUCCCCCGGUGUUAUUUCUGUCGCAUCCAUUGAUUCUGAACAAAUCGAUUCAUUUUUUAUUCAACCUGGUUCUAAUUCUACUCGUAAAAUUCAAUAUCUCACACAAGAUGGAAAUGCUAUUGAACUUGAAGAUUCCUUUUCAAUUAUUCCAACCUCAAAUACUACAAACUCAAAUGAUGAUGCUUGUGAAUCAAUUAAUGAAGACCUUACGGGAAAAGUCGCUUUAAUUCGUAAAGGAGGUUGUGAAGAAACAAAAAAAAUCAACGUGGCUCAAGCUGCUGGAGCUACAGCCAUCGUUCUCUAUAACAACGUUGAUGGAAUAACAACACCCGAAUUUGAUCAAAAUGGAAUCAUAAUACCCGUUGCAAUGAUUUCUUGUAAAGAUGGAAUAUUAUUAAUUGAUGAAAUUAAAAAAGACGAUAAUUUUACAGUAAAAUUUCCAAGAGAAAGUACCUUGUUCGAUAACCUAGACACCUUAAAAAUUUCCGCGUUUAGUUCUUAUGGACCCACAAAUGAAUUAGAUAUUAAACCUGAUAUUGCGGCACCCGGAAGUAACGUUUUUAGUACAUUCCCAGUUUCUCUUGGAUCAUUUCAAACUUUAUCCGGAACAAGCAUUUCAACACCUUUCGUUACCGGUAUUUUAGCAUUAGUCAUGCAAAAUAAAGGAAAAUCAAAUUCAACCCUUGCUCGUGAUAUCCUUCAAAAUAAUGCUAAACCGCUUUUUAUUAAAAAUUCUGAAACAGAAGUAGAAGGAAAUAAAACUUCCAUCAUAGCAACAACCAUACUUCAACAAGGCGCUGGAUUAAUUAAUUUAGUUGACGCGUUAACUUCAACGGUUAUAAUUUCUCCUGCUAAACUUGCGCUUAAUGAUUCAGCUCAUUUUAAUGGAAAGAAAAGAUCUCUCACUUUAACAAAUGUUGGUCAAGAAACAACCAAAUUUACUUUUGAUCAUUUACCUGCUCAAUCAAUUACUGGAUUUGAUGGUGUGAACUUAGUUCCAAUAGAUACACCUUUUGCAACAAAUUCAUUUGCUAAAGUUAAAUUUUCAAAAUCGUCAAUUCGUUUACGUCCCGGUGAAUCUCAAAGUAUUAAUUUGAGUUUUACCCCACCUAAAGAUUUAAGUGAUUUAGACCAUUCACUUUAUUCUGGCUAUAUUGUUGUUAAAGAUACCUUCACGAAAAAAGAAUUUUACGUUUCUUAUAUGGGUAUGAAAGGUUGUUUAGAUACUUUACCAAUAGUGGAUAAUCAAUCUGGUGCUCCUUUUCUUCAGUCUGGUAUAAAUGAUCAAAAGUUCUUUCUCCCCGAAGACGUUUUAACUGUAACUAUGAAAGGUGAUGACAUUGCACUUUUUGAAAAACCAACCGGAACUCAACCGACAGAAAAACCAACCGGAACUCAACCGACAGAAAAACCAACCGGAACUCAAACGACAGAAAAACCAACCGGAACUCAAACGACAGAAAAGCCAACCGGAACUCAAACGAAAGAAAAGCCAACUAAAACUCAAACGACAGAAAAGCCAACCGGAACUCAAACGACAGAAAAGCCAACUGAAACUCAACCGACAGAACAGCCAACCGAUGCUCAACCGACAGAAAAGCCAACCGAAACUCAACCGACAGAACAGCCAACUACUACACCUGAUGAAGAUGACGGAGGAAUCGUUACAAUAACAACAACUGUUACCACGACUCCAAUCAAUGUACCAACUGAAACGCCUCUUGCGAAAAGAUCGAUCAAAGCAUAUAAAUUAAGAAAUAAUGAACUAAAAUCAAGAGCAUUUGAUGAAGAUACAACGAAAUUAUUGGUACCAAAUUCUUUAGGCAAAAUAACAAAUAAUGGAAUCAUACAAUUUCAACAAAGAAACGAUAAUUCUGAUAGUAAUAAUAUCUUAACCUUACAAUUUGAUGGCACAAUAGAUAAAUCAAAUGGAGAAAAAGGUGUCGAACUACCGGAUGGCAGAUAUAGAUUGUUUUUGGCUGCUUUGAGGCCUUUUGGAAAUCCCACAAAGAAGGAUCAUUGGGAAACGUUUACUUCUUCUAUCAUUGAAAUUAAAAGAGAAUAA
Funneliformis mosseae is the source of this 2727-nucleotide messenger RNA. The record is from the annotation of a GenBank genome assembly. Lineage: Eukaryota; Fungi; Glomeromycota; Glomeromycetes; Glomerales; Glomeraceae.